AUGGAUAUGAUGUUAGCGGCAGAUUUUAUUUUAUUUUAUUUUUUAUAACAUUAGGCUUUUGGAGUGGUUUGGUUAUGAAAUUGCAAUGGAUCUUUCAAAAAGUGGAUCAGAAGGUAUCAGUCAAAUUGAAGAAACCCAACUGCCAUUGAUAUGUGGGCUUCCAGAUGAUAUUGCACUUUUCUGCUUGGCAAGAGUUCCCCGAAAGUACCAUACAAUACUAAAGUGUGUUUCCAGGAGAUGGAGAGAUUUAGUAUGCAGUGAAGAAUGGCGUGCUUAUCGUAGAAAGCAUAAUUUGGAUGAGACGUGGAUCUAUGCUUUGUGUCAAGACAAUAAGCUUGAGAGGGUUAGUUGUUAUGUAUUGGACCCCAACUCUGCUAGACGGAGUUGGAAGCUCAUUCAUGAUUUUCCACCUCCCACCUUGAGGAGAAGAAAAGGCAUCGGUUUUGAGGUGUUGGGAAAUAAUCUUUAUUUACUGGGUGGCUGUGGUUGGUCUGAGGAUGCCACUAAGGACGUCUAUUGCUAUGACUCUUCAAGGAACUCAUGGACUGAUGCUGCUUCCUUGUCAACUGCAAGGUGCUACUUUGCUUGUGAAGUUCUAGAUGAGAAAAUAUACUCAAUUGGAGGAUUAGGUUCAAAAUCAAGUGACACACAUUCUUGGGAAGUAUAUGACCCUUGCACAGACAACUGGAAAUUGCACACAAAUCCAAACGUUGUCCCAGAAAUUGAAGAUUCUUUUGUCAUGGAUGGGAAGAUUUAUAUCCGUUGUGGAACAUCUGUUGUAACUUCAGAGGUUUAUGCAUUAGUUUAUGAGCCAUCAAGUUGCACCUGGAAGCAUGCAGAUGCUGACAUGGCUUCGGGAUGGCAGGGUCCUGCAGUUGUUGUAGAUGAAACUCUUUAUGUGUUGGAUCAGAGUUCAGGAACACGAUUGAUGACAUGGCACAAAGAGAGUAGAGAGUGGGCACCAGUUGGGAGGCUAUCAGCCCUAUUAACAAGACCACCUUGCCAGCUUGUUGCUAUUGGAAAAAACAUUUUUGCUGUAGGGAAAGGCUGUAGCACGGUGGUAAUAGAUGUUGGCAAUGCAGGGAAUGUUGGAGGGGUUAUGGUGAGUACUUCUAUUCCUAAAGUGAAUGAUACUGAUGAUGUUAUUAGAUUGAAAUGUUUAGCUAUAUGAAGCUUAUGUUGAAGUUCUCUUCUGUGUGUAUCCUGAAGAUUGUUAUAUAUGGGGCGCAUAUAUAUGCCCCUUUGAAAGAAAUUCUUAUAUUAUAAGACUCUGUGACAUUGGCUAGUUGUUUUUGUGGCUUCAUCUCAAGGAAUGCAUUG
Messenger RNA from Pistacia vera, 1320 nucleotides. Its product is annotated as F-box/kelch-repeat protein SKIP4. Gene Ontology annotation, molecular function: protein binding. The record is from RefSeq and is a predicted model, not a curated record. The coding region runs from base 86 to 1171 and encodes 361 amino acids. Lineage: Eukaryota; Viridiplantae; Streptophyta; Magnoliopsida; Sapindales; Anacardiaceae. The transcript has 2 exons.